This is a messenger RNA of Jaculus jaculus (lesser Egyptian jerboa), 2543 nucleotides long. RefSeq names its product SEC22 homolog B, vesicle trafficking protein (gene Sec22b). NCBI's taxonomy places the organism in Eukaryota, Metazoa, Chordata, Mammalia, Rodentia, Dipodidae. The record is from RefSeq and is a predicted model, not a curated record. The coding region runs from base 113 to 760 and encodes 215 amino acids. Gene Ontology annotation, molecular function: SNAP receptor activity. The transcript has 5 exons. Gene Ontology annotation, cellular component: SNARE complex; endoplasmic reticulum-Golgi intermediate compartment; ER to Golgi transport vesicle membrane. Gene Ontology annotation, biological process: retrograde vesicle-mediated transport, Golgi to endoplasmic reticulum; vesicle fusion with Golgi apparatus; endoplasmic reticulum to Golgi vesicle-mediated transport.
CCACCUCAGCGGGAAGCGGAGACGCCAACAGCUGGCUCGUCAGGGGAUCGGGAGGCGGGUAGCUGCGGCCGGGCGGGAAGCGGAGCGGCCUUGCGGCGUCGGCCGGGGAAAGAUGGUGUUGCUCACGAUGAUCGCCCGAGUGGCGGACGGGCUUCCGCUGGCCGCCUCCAUGCAGGAGGACGAGCAGUCUGGCCGGGACCUUCAACAAUAUCAGAGUCAGGCUAAACAGCUGUUUCGGAAGUUGAAUGAGCAGUCCCCUACCAGAUGUACCUUGGAAGCAGGAGCCAUGACUUUCCACUACAUUAUUGAGCAGGGGGUGUGUUACUUGGUUCUGUGUGAAGCUGCCUUCCCGAAGAAGCUGGCUUUUGCCUACUUAGAAGACUUGCACUCAGAAUUUGAUGAACAGCAUGGGAAGAAAGUGCCCACUGUGUCUAGACCGUAUUCCUUCAUUGAGUUUGAUACCUUCAUUCAGAAAACCAAGAAAAACUAUAUUGAUAGUCGUGCUCGGAGAAACCUGGGCUCCAUCAACACUGAGUUGCAGGAUGUGCAGAGGAUCAUGGUGGCCAACAUCGAAGAAGUGCUGCAGCGGGGAGAAGCGCUCUCAGCAUUGGAUUCAAAGGCUAACAAUUUGUCCAGUUUAUCCAAGAAAUACCGCCAGGAUGCAAAGUACUUGAACACACGCUCUACUUACGCCAAGCUCGCAGCGGUCGCUGUGUUUUUCAUCAUGUUAAUAGUGUAUGUGCGCUUCUGGUGGCUGUGAGGUAGUGAGCUGGUCAGUGGUGAGGGAGAUGCUAGAACCCAGCAGGUGUGUGUUUCCAGGAAGCGGAGCUCACAGGGAUGUAUAUUAGAACCCAAGUGGAACUUCUGCUUCUGAACACCUUGCAAGAGAAGACAAGCUCUGAAAAUGAAAGAUUGCACCUCAGUUAAUGGAGCUUAACCCUGUGUGGAAGCCUCUUUGGGGGGCAGAGGCUUUCUGUGGGUGCUAAGCCAUGUGUGUUAGGGAACAGUAGGUUGUUUUAUUUGUUCAUUUUUUUCUUCCUAGUACAUUUUAUUUUAAACAGCACUGACUGUAGCACCGUCUCAUGAAGCCAUCAGUGAGAUUUAAGGUAGUCAACCUGUGCUAGAAAAUUCUGAAAUCCCUUCAAAGAAGGCAGCCUUUUGGGAAGUUUUUGACUUUAAUCAACAUUCCUUCUGUUGGUGACAUUUGUGAUUUUCUGUAGUCUGAAUGUUUGAUGGCCUUUCAAAUAAGACUGCAAGUAUGUGAAAGUUCAUUGCUAUGCUGGACAGAUCUUGUCUGUUGGCCCCUGUAGGAAGUUAACCUUUGUUAUUUUCCUUUUAUAUAUUGCUUAUUGCACAAUUGCUUUAGGAUUAAGUGAAUUAUAUUAAGAUGCCGUGAAAUUAUAUAGCACUCCUUGACUAAGAAGCUAAUUUUUUUUUCUCAUUUACUCCUUAAACAAAAGACCUAAGUUAGUUUGGAACGUUAUUAGUUUGCGGUGUGUGGUUUAUGAUGUAAGAGCUAAUUCAGCAUAGGAUAGCCAGAGGCUCGGGCUUUAUGAGAAGCAAGGCUCAGCUCAGGCUCCAGCCUUGUCUUGCCCCUUACAGCAGCCACUCUGUCCACCAUAGUCUUCCCAUCCUUUUGGUGCCUCUUGCCACAAUUUGUUCACAGUUUAAAAAUUCCCCUGUCUGAGUAGUUUCAUGUCCCAUAAAUAUCCUUCCAGGAUACAUUCAGAUUUCAAAAUGGAAAAUGUUCAGCCAUAUAGUUAAUUAAAUUUAUAAUAUUUGCAGAUCAGCUGUGAAACUAAAUACACUUUAUCUGAGAAAGUCUCCAAGAGCGCCUCAUUCCUGUGUCACAUCAUGUAAGUUUUCCAAGAAUGUUCUAGAGAUCGAUAAUUCAUUAGCUUCUAUUAGCUAAUAAAAAUACAUAUUUUUUUUUUCCUUUUUUGCUCAGGGAUAAUAGGAUUUCUUUUUACCUUCUGAGGUGGAAUUUUUUAAAUGGGAAGAAUAGGCCUUUUGAAUAUUGUCCCAAGGACCAACAACAUAACCUAUAACUCUUGCACAUGUUGCAAAUACUUCUUUAAAUUGUAUAGAAAAUGAGCCAACUACUUAUUUCUUAACACAUUUGGGAAGAAUUUUAGUAGGCAAUUUUAUAACCCUAAAAGAUCAUCAGAGCUACUACCUGAUUCCUGGUAGAGAACAACUAUCCUGUUUCCUACAAGAAGGCAAAUAGAAGUGCUUAUUUUAUUCCUGAUAAUUUACAGAACUAGAAUAAACAUUUUUCUUCUAUUAUGAACCUAAACCUGUCAAUUAGAAUUUUUGCAUGAAAUACAAAAUUACAUUUUAUAGAGAAUUAGUGCUUUUAAGUUCCUAAAAGGCUUAUCACUCAAGUAAUGAUACUGGCAAUAAAAGCCUUCAAAAGACUGAAAACCUAAGUAGUGGUACCACAGCAUUUGGUGCCUCUGGAGGAGUGGAGAGUGGCACCUUGUUGUUGAGAGUUGCAUGCUGCAACUUAAUAGCAGCGAUGAAAUAAAUACUUCUAGAAUGUU